GCGACAUAUCGAGCUGACACGAUGGAGCUGAAGGUGUGGGUGGAGGGAAUUCAGCGCAUUGUGUGUGGCGUUACCGAAACCACCACCUGUCAAGAUGUGGUGUAUGCACUUGCUCAUGCCACAGCUCAGACAGGUAGAUUUACUUUGGUGGAACGUUGGCGAACCAAUGAACGUUUACUGGCCCCUUAUGAAAAUCCUCUUAAGAUCUUAAUGAAAUGGGGCGAAUACUCUUCAGAAGUUCAAUUGAUUCUGAGACGUUCCACUCCAGAAAAUAACAAAACAAAUGCAUUACCAUCGCGAUUGACGUAUGCAUCACGUGCAAAUGGAUUACCAAUUUCACUAUCUGAGCACGGAACAUCAAGUACUGCUACUAUGCAAGAUGACAGUAAAAAUAUAUCAACUACUCAAAGUUUAGAUUUUGCAGAUGAUAUGCAAGGAGGAUUGGAGAGAAAUAGAGACACCAGAAAGUCACUUACGUUUAGUGCAUUUCAUGGAGGUAUUACAGAAGGUAGCACAGAAAUUCAAAUGGAGAAUAACGUGGCUGUAGUUCAGCCCACGCCACAUUUGAAGAAUAAGGAUUCAAACGUUCGAAAAAUGUACAAAAACCAGCGCAGUCACCUACGCGAGGAACCAAUACAGAAAGUGAGCUAUUUUACUAAAACUUAUUAUGUAUAUUAAAGAUGAAAAAUUCUA
Messenger RNA from Monomorium pharaonis (pharaoh ant), 693 nucleotides. Its product is annotated as ras association domain-containing protein 8-like. The transcript is spliced from 4 exons. NCBI's taxonomy places the organism in Eukaryota, Metazoa, Arthropoda, Insecta, Hymenoptera, Formicidae. Gene Ontology annotation, biological process: signal transduction. The record is from RefSeq and is a predicted model, not a curated record. Bases 22 to 678 code for a protein of 218 amino acids.